AUGGCCUGCUAUAAUCUGAAAGCAAUUACCAUUAAUGGGGUGAAUUUUCGUGCAACUUCUGAGUCAUUAAACUCGUCGAAAAGACUAGGUUUUGCUAUGCACUCGCAAACUGAUAGAGGUUUGAUAGUGUGCUCAGCAAUAGGUCAUAAUACACUGAAUUCAGAUGAAAGUUGUUCGAGUAAUCCGACAAGAAGUUCGGACAUUUUGAGGUUAAUUAAUCAAUGUGAAAAAACAUUAGCAAGUUCAGGGAAAUUUGGGAGGUUUGGAGGAAUUUUUGUGCCAGAGACACUAAUUACUUGUUUGAAGAAGCUUGAAGCUGAAUUCAAAUGGGUUUUACAUGAUCCUGAGUUUCAGAUGGAACUGUCGAUAGCGCUGAAGGACUACGUAGGCCGAGAAACUCCUCUAUACUUUGCCGAUAGGCUCACUAGUUAUUACAAGAAUGAAAAUGGAGAAGGACCAGAGAUUUACCUAAAGAGAGAAGAUCUCACUCAUGGUGGAGCACACAAGAUCAAUAACGCUAUCGCUCAAGUAAUGCUCGCUAAACGCAUGGGGCGCAAAAUAAUCGUCGCUGCAACAGGCGCAGGCCAACAUGGGGUUGCUACGGCAGCGGCAUGUGCUAAACUAGGCUUGGAUUGUACAAUAUUCAUGGGCAAGAUAGAUAUGGAGAGACAAUCAUCCAAUGUACUCUUAAUGAAACAUCUAGGUGCUGAGGUCAAAUCCGUUGCCGGAACUUUUAAGGAUGCGACGUCAGAAGCAAUCCGGAACUGGGUUGGAAACCUAGAGGGCAGCUAUUACUUGGCAGGUACUGCAGUCGGGCCUCACCCAUGCCCGAGCAUGGUUCGGGAAUUCCAAACUGUGAUUGGAAAGGAAACCAGAAAACAGGCUAUGGAGAAAUGGGGUGGAGAGCCAGAUGUACUGGUUGCCUGUGUAGGGAGUGGAUCAAAUGCCCUGGGAUUGUUUCAUGAAUUUAUAAGAGAUGAAAAUGUGAGAUUGAUUGGAGUUGAAGCUGCUGGAAUUGGAAUUGAUAGUGGGAAACAUUCAGCAACUUUGGCAAAAGGAGAAGUGGGUGUUUAUCACGGGACUAUGAGUUAUCUUUUGCAAGAUGAUGAAGGCCAGAUUAUUGGACCAUACUCAGUAGGUGUCGGGCUGGAAUACCCAGGGGUUAGCCCAGAGCUGAGUUUCCUCAAAGACAUUGGGCGUGCAGAGUUUUACACAGUCACAGAUGAAGAAGCCCUGGAAGCAUAUACACGGCUAUGCCGACUGGAAGGGAUUUUUCCGGCAUUGGAGGCUGCUCACGCAUUAGCAUACCUGGAAAAACUUUGCCCUGAUUUAGCCAAUGGUACUAAGGUGGUCGUAAAUUGCAGUGGCCGGGGCGACAAGGAUGCUGCAACGGUCUUUAAGUAUCAAGAAGACAAGAUCAAACGUGGGCGCAAGGAAUCAAAUUGA
Messenger RNA from Fraxinus pennsylvanica, 1446 nucleotides. The record is from the annotation of a GenBank genome assembly. NCBI's taxonomy places the organism in Eukaryota, Viridiplantae, Streptophyta, Magnoliopsida, Lamiales, Oleaceae.